AUGAACUUCAUCAAAAAGCUCAUAGGCACGCUGGCCACAGACGAAGUAGCUCUGCUCCCGUCAGGAAAGCUCUUCCUCACACGACUGCCUCGCCUGCCCAAAGGCGAGUUGGAAUGCCUCUACAACGACGCCUACGCCUCCAUCCGUCAGACAACCAGUCCUUACUACUACCAGCUCUGCAUCACACGAGUGUUCCAGGAGGGCGAGGCUGAUGCUGACGGAUCGCUGGACGGCGAGUCUGACGACGACGCCGACUUCGAGGACCACGACACGCCCAGAUCCAUCAACGACUCCUCGGCGUCUAAGGACGAAUGGACGUUUCCCAUCGUGCAAGAAUUGGCGAUCCAGUACCAGGAACGUUCCAACGGGGUCCGAGCCAUCACGUGGGUGGACUUGAACGGCGACGAAGGCGAUCAGUUCGAGUUCCGAGUCGACGAGGACGUCCAUCUCAGCGAGGUCGACCUGUUUGUGGACGCUGUGUACCGAUCCAUCUACGAGCUGCGGUUCCAGCAGAGUUCACGGGGCAUCGCCAGGGAAGAGCUCGAGGAGUUUGUGUACGAGACGCCUGUGGAGUCGUUGGCAGCGUUCCGGUGA
This is a messenger RNA of Suhomyces tanzawaensis NRRL Y-17324, 594 nucleotides long. It is a transcript of the gene VID27, whose product is annotated as Vid27p. The transcript has a single exon. The record is from RefSeq and is a predicted model, not a curated record. Gene Ontology annotation, cellular component: nucleus; cytoplasm. Bases 1 to 594 code for a protein of 197 amino acids. NCBI's taxonomy places the organism in Eukaryota, Fungi, Ascomycota, Pichiomycetes, Serinales, Debaryomycetaceae.